AUGACAGAGGUCUACCCUUCUCAGGAGCCAAUGCCAGAUCCAAUAGUGUCCAAAAAAACACAGGCAAUCACUACAAAAACACAAAAGAAUAGGGAGACGAUGGUCGAUCAUGGCGCAGCGCUUAGGAUAUGGUUUCCUUCUCAUCUGCAGCGACCUGGUCGGCCGCAAAAUCAACGACGCUACAUUCACAGAGAGCAAAUUCCCGUGUUGCUGACGUACGCUGAGAACGCUCGCAUAGAGGUUAUUGCGAUAUCUAAGCGGGUAGAUAACAUGUCAAUCCACCUGCUUAAAACGGGCUUACUUCCGUCAAGGGACACAAUACGGGAUAAGAUCAACCUUCUUAGAAUAUGUACCAAAUUCCAGAAUGCGAAGCUGGAGAAGUGCAGAGAUCGAUGGAUACCAUCGAUCGAGUACGUCUGCAUGAACAGCCAGUCUCUGCAUUCGGUCGACUCCGAUUCGACGUGGAAGACCACGGUAUCAGGUCCCCAACUGGAAUCAUCCUGGUACGGUGGGGAGGAAUACAACGCAACUCUUGAGAUACCCGGGUGGCCGACGCUUCGUACGGACAUCUCGAAAUGGGCAAGAGCUAACGAAACGUUGAAUCCUCCUCCCGGCCAACUUGUUACUACUCAGUUCCCGCCAAUCAACGUGGUGGACAGGUGGCAGGCUAUUAACGUGACCUCAACCAAGAUCGAUGGAAACUAUGUGUUUGAUUUUAGUACCAAUUUUGCUGGCUGGUACGCUCUCAAGAUCCGAGAACGCAACGGGGUUCGUGUUACCUUCUGGCCAUCGGAAAGACUGCUGUCUGAUGGUGGCAUCGACCAGUCCACGACUGGUAAUCCUAUCUACGACGCUUUCACCUCAGAUGGGUCCGAGACCAUCUACUCGCCGAGAUUUAUGUAUCAUGGUUUCCGAUACAUUGGUGUCAACUUGACAUAUCAGCCAUCCGCAGGAGACUUGGAAGCGCUAGUGAUUCGAACAACUGUCGAGUCUGUUGGUACAUUCGAAUCCAGCGACACCAUGGUCAAUUCGAUCUAUAAGAUUGUCGACCAUGCGAUCCAGAGUAACAUCUACAGCGUCAUGACCGACUGCCCCCAACGAGAGAAGCUUGGAUGCAAUGGAUGGCUCGAGCAGACCCAUAUAGUCUUUGAUACCGUCAUUCGAGACUAUGAUAUUGAUGCGUUCGGCAAGGGAGUCAUGACGACAAUUAUGGAUUCACAGGCCACUGGGGGUCUUGUUCUUGAUAUCUCUCCAGAGUUUGUCGUCUUCGUUGGCGGCUUCCGCGACGACCCCAACUGGGGAGAUGCGUCGGUUCUGCUUCCUCUUAAUCUCUACCAAGGCUACGGCGACCUAGCGCUGGUGUCGGACGCUUACGAUAUCAUAAAGAAGUACGUGAGCUUUCUAGCCGACAAGACUACAAUUGAAACCCUCAGCUACGGGCUUGGGGACUGGAUUGCCUUUGACACAAGUACGCCGCUUAGUGUGACGACCACUUUUGGCUAUCAGCAAGCUCUGUCAGGUAUGAUCACCAUCGCCCAAGGGCUUGGCCUGACGGAUGACGUGGCCACUUACACGGGCAUGUUGAACGAUACCAUCACUUCCUUCAACCAGUAUUACUGGAACUCGAGCUGUAACUGGUACGGAUCCGGCUCCCGGGCCUCCAACGCAAUCGCUCUGGACAUGGGGGCUGUUGAAACCAAUCUUCAAACUCGGAUUUCAGUCUAUAUUGUCGAACUUAUCCAGGCUAACGGCUCCCAGCUCAGCGUUGGCGAGAUCGCCUUACCUUCGCUGUUUAGGUCUCUCCAAAACCUGGACAGAAACGACACCAUUUAUGACAUGGAUAGCCCAGUAGCGGAAUAUGGCGAAUGCAACUGCUUGAAUCACUUCAUUUUAAGCUACGUGAACAAAUAUAUCGCUGAGUUGAGCGGCCUCGCACAUACGUCCACGUCCAACUCAUGGGACACGCUCACCCUCAGGCCCAUAUUUGUUGCCAACAUGACGUACACUAAGUCUUCGUGCCGCAGUGUCAAGGGCAUGGCCAUCGCAUCGUGGGAAUUGGCCGAUAACAAGGAUCUCAUAUACAACGUCACCGUCCCUGUAGGGGCAAACGCUAGCGUCAUCAUUGACUUUAGCACCAAGGUCAGCGAAAGUGGGACCGUGAUGUCUUCAUCGAAAUAUAAGCAUGUGGAUGGUAUCUUGGGAGUGUCCCAGAGCAAUGGAACUACGACGAUUGAGAUAUCGUCUGGGUCGUUUUACUUUCACGCUUCAUAA
Messenger RNA from Verruconis gallopava, 2271 nucleotides. RefSeq lists its product as uncharacterized. Lineage: Eukaryota; Fungi; Ascomycota; Dothideomycetes; Venturiales; Sympoventuriaceae. The transcript is spliced from 4 exons. Bases 1 to 2271 code for a protein of 756 amino acids. Gene Ontology annotation, biological process: carbohydrate metabolic process. The record is from RefSeq and is a predicted model, not a curated record.